Ceratosolen solmsi marchali is the source of this 2075-nucleotide messenger RNA. Its product is annotated as coiled-coil domain-containing protein 149. The record is from RefSeq and is a predicted model, not a curated record. Lineage: Eukaryota; Metazoa; Arthropoda; Insecta; Hymenoptera; Agaonidae. The transcript is spliced from 6 exons. The coding region runs from base 422 to 1903 and encodes 493 amino acids.
GUUGCUGUUGCUGUUGCUGGCGGUACUGAAGAUCUUCGUUAAGGUGCUAGUGGAGCUGUCGGCAGCUGCGUGCACGUGCACGUAGAGGAGGAGCGGCACUCUCGAUCUGUGCGCUCGAGUUGCUUCGCCAGCUGACCAGCUACACGUCGCGAAAUGCGCGUCGACAACGCUAUGAGAAAGGAACGCUCCGGCGCUUCUGAUAAGGAUAACUCGCCCUGACUGGAGUACGACGCGCAGCCAUCGUUCUGCCACAGUUCAUUGUUCGGCGGUACGGAUGACGUGCUGGCUGCAAUACCGCUGCAACCGUUGUUGCCAUUGCUAGUCCACUACCAGUGCUAAUUUGUUUUCGAGGCUCGAUUAGCAAAUUGUAAUUUUUAACCUUCGUAGUCAAGUGGCUGUUCCUUCUUUAUUCUAGUCAAACAUGAAUGGUGUUAAUGAUAAGAGGAUGAGCUCACCACGGCACAAAGGGGAUGGACAUUCUUACCAGUCUUUGAUGUCGGAGGAGCUAAUGUUGAAGGAGAAGGUACAAAUCAAAUCACAGGCACUUAUAAUGCUGAGUCAGGAAUUGGAUCAAUGCAGAAUGCAGCGAGAUCGUUUUAAACUGAUGGCUGAGCAGUUACAGGAGGACUUGGUUAGGCGAAAACAAACGACGGGCAAGAAAGUUAUCAAUGGAUUCAAAGCAGCCCUGGACUUUUCUAUUCAGAGACAGGGUCAUAACAUAAUCGAGUCCGACAGUGUCGAGGAAGAUACAAAAUUAAUGGACCUACUAAUAGAAUCUAGAGAACAAAACAAGUGCCUUCGAUUGCAAGUUGAUACGCUAAGGCAUAAGCUCAAAGAGGCAGAGGAAGAUAUUAAAGCGUUACGCUCUAAGAGAACCGAGGAUCCUAAAUUAAUAGCCAAAGAGCUCAUUGAACAAUUGGAAAAAUUAAAUGUCAAAUGUGUGCAAUUGAAAUUAGAUUUGCAAGCUGUAUUGGACGAGAAGCAAGAGUUAGAGGUGGAAAAGGAUGUUUUUAAAUGCAAAGCUCACAGAUUAAAUCAUGAACUUUCGAUGGCCCUCAGUGCACCUAAGCCUGUAGACGUAGAUGCACUGAUCAUUGAAAAUAGGUAUUUACAAGAAAGGCUUCAACAAUUGCUCGAAGAAAAAGAAUUAGUCCAACAAUCUGUUCAAAAAUACAAAAGCAUGUUGGAUAGCAAGAGACAGAAAGGGGCAUUAAAGUUAGGUGGUAAAUCAUCCCUUGGUUCUAUAAUGAAUUUCAAACAAGUGGAACAAUUACUACAACAAGGACCAAACAUAUCUCCUCAAAAAUCGACUGUCGCAUUGACUGAAUUACACAGUCUUUGCACUGCCCUUCUGGAGGCUCUGAACGACAAAAAUUUAGCCUUGGCUCAUCAAAAAAAGGCAAACAAAAUAUUGGCAGCGAGAAUGUGUGAAUUGGAUAGAGCCGUGCAGUCUCCAACGAUGAAGUUAUUAGAAGGAUAUUCUAGCGCGGAUGUUGACAUCAGAUGUGAUUCGACCAGCGUUACAUCUGACCUAUCAGAAGAAAGAUCCGAUGGUAAAGAAUCUGAUGUGCAAUGCGAUGAAAGUUUUGUAAAUGAAGUUACCAGCGACACGCAGAUAGGUGAAAAUAGUAUUAAACAAAGUAUUCAGAAUAAAGAAUCUGACAAAUGCGUCAUUGAAGAGAAUCUUGAAGAUAAAAAGUACGAUGAAAGUUUGAUCGAGCUAGACAUUAAAAGUAAUUGUAAAUCCUUUGGAUAUAACGAUGGGAGUAAUUGGUCAAGAGACAAAGCAUUUGAAAAAAUAGAUUUCGAAGAAUCUUUACGUAAGAGUCUUCCCGAGCACUUAAGGCUUCUUGUACAGAAACAUUUUAAUGAGUUAAAAGCAAAAGAAAGGGAGGGAUCUUAAAGGAACCUGUUUUGUUUAUUUAAAAAUUUAUUAAACGAAUCAUUCACCAUUAUGAUUAUUAUUACGAUAUAUGGUUAUGUGCCAUCCCAAAGAUUUUUUUAUACUAUAUUUGUAAGGAUAAAGUACUUACCGAACAUUGAAAUAUUAAUAAAAAUAAUUAUUUACGAAUUGU